GGAUGGGGUGUGUACGAGCAGCGUGCGUAUAAAACUCCAGCAGGAAACCAGCGGUAGUUUCCAAACCCAGAGAAGGAGAAGCAGCAAUAGAUCUGGAAUAAGGGACUGUAAUCAACUUUCCUUCUGAGAAGCUGGGAAAUUUCUCACUUUGCUUCAUGAAAACGAAGCUGAAUCUUUUGCCCAGCGCCUAUUAAUUAGGUGAAAUGGGCCUCUCGCCCACGAUUUGACUUGAGCUGUGUCUCUCUAGCCCGGCCAAUUCUUCUUUCCUCCGCAGCGGAUUGGCUCUGGCUAGAAGCCUACCUCCUGCAAUAAAGGAGUCUGGUUGCUGGGUCGCUAACCCGUUGAUCUUUUUCUCUUGUUGGUGAUGGCGCUUAUCAUCUUUACGCUCCGGCUGGCCAUCGGCAUCCUGCUAUUUCCCAUGUUCCUGCUGAACCUUCUGGGCUUGUGGAACCAGAUAUGCAAAAAAUGGUUCCCCUACUUCUUGCGGAGGUUCACCGUGAUGUACAACGAACAGAUGGCGAGCAAGAAGCGCGAGCUCUUCAGCAACCUGCCGGAGUUUGCGGGCCCCUCCGGGAAGCUCUCUCUGCUGGAAGUGGGCUGCGGCACCGGGGCCAACUUCAAGUUCUACCCGGCUGGAUGCAGGGUGACUUGUAUCGACCCCAACCCCAACUUUGAGAAGUUCUUGAUCAAGAGCGUCGCCGAGAACCGACACCUGCAGUUCGAGCGCUUCGUGGUGGCUGCGGGGGAGAACAUGCAGCAGGUGGCCGAUGGCUCCAUGGAUGUGGUGGUCUGCACCCUGGUCCUGUGCUCCGUGCAGAACCAGGAGCAGAUCCUCCAGGAGGUGUGCCGAGUGCUGAGGCCGGCCAGAAGACACACGUUUGUGGUCAUUCCGACAGCCUGUGGAAGUGACCUAAGCCCGUGCAAAAUGGAAACCGGAAAAGAGAGAAAAAUGUCUUCAGAUAACCAGUGGUCAGCAGAUGGGGAGGAAAGCCCACUCUCACGACUGAUUAGGAAAUCUAGAGACUCCCCCUUUGUCCCCGUAGGAAUAGCAGGCUUUAUGACUGUCGUGUCCUAUGGUCUUUACACGUUAAAGUACAGAAGGGAUCAGAAAAUGUCCAUUCAUCUUAUUCACAUGAGAGUUGCUGCCCAAGGAUGUGUUGUAGGAGCUGUGACUCUAGGUGUUCUCUAUUCUAUGUAUAAGGAUUACAUUAGACCUCGAUUCUUCAAUGUGUCCAAAAAAUGAAGCUACAUACAUACAAGACAAGAAGGCUUCUGAAAACUAUUUAUUCUGAAGAAUAAAUUUUCAGUAUGUAGUAAAUUAUACUGCAAAACUAUGAGACAGGAUUCGCAUAGCCUUGUAUAGCAAGUCUCAAUUGUUUAUGUUGAUUUCCAAAUCAAGAGUCAUAGUCAACUCAAAAAUAUCCUUGUUGUCUUUCAGAACCUAGGACAUGAUUUUCUGACUUUUAGAAUUUUUAUUUUCUAGUUAGUGGCAAAAAAUAAUCUAUAUUACGUCAAACCAAUCUGAAAAUUAGGAGUUAGUUAUAUAAUGACUACAGAAAAAUUAUCUAUAUCUGUAUUAAAUGUGACGGUCUAGCCUGGGUGGCUCAGUCGGUUAAGUGUCCAACUUCAGCUCAGGUCAUGAUCUCGCAGUUUGUGGGUUCAAGCCCCACGUCGGGCUCUGGGCUGACAGCUCAGAGCCUGGAGCCUGUUUCGGAUUCUGUGUGUGUGUGUCUCUCUCUUGCUGUCCCUCCUCUGCUCACUCUCUCUCUCUCAAAAUAAAUAAAUAAGCCUUAAAAAAAAAUGAUGCUCCAUUCAUUGUUUAAUUCUCUCCAAAUAGGGCAAGGUAAUUAAAGCUUUCAUAAAUUCCUUUUGAGAAUGGGAAACAAUUACAUCAGAGGAGAAUGGCCAUGUUGUUAUUUAAAUUUGGUUUACCAUUGUGUGCUUCGCUCUUAUCUCAAAAUUUGACUAUUUUGCCACAAACAUAAAUGUUUAACAUUUAAAUGUCUAUGUAUUCAUUUUUAUACUUGAAAGCAUUUCUAGGAGUACAAAGGUGAAUUGCUAAAAAAAAAAAUCCCUUUUCCCCAGAUGACAACUAUAGGGGUGAAAGGAAUUAGUCCA
Messenger RNA from Panthera uncia (snow leopard), 2118 nucleotides. Its product is annotated as putative methyltransferase-like protein 7A. The coding region runs from base 365 to 1243 and encodes 292 amino acids. NCBI's taxonomy places the organism in Eukaryota, Metazoa, Chordata, Mammalia, Carnivora, Felidae. The transcript has 5 exons. The record is from RefSeq and is a predicted model, not a curated record. Gene Ontology annotation, molecular function: S-adenosylmethionine-dependent methyltransferase activity.